Molecule: messenger RNA, 3626 nt
Organism: Arabidopsis arenosa
Lineage: Eukaryota; Viridiplantae; Streptophyta; Magnoliopsida; Brassicales; Brassicaceae
Source: the annotation of a GenBank genome assembly
AUUUCAAUGUAACUAAACAAUAUUUAAUUUUGUGGAUGGUUUGCAUAUUUAUUAACAAACCAGAAGGAUAUUGCUGGACAAGAACCGGGGAGAGACAAGCGGCAAAAAUGAGAGAGAAGUACUUAAGAGCAGUGUUAAGACAAGAUGUGGGUUACUUUGAUCUUCAUGUUACAAGCACUUCUGAUGUUAUCACCAGUGUCUCUAGUGACAUCCUAGUUAUUCAAGACUUCCUCAGUGAAAAGUUACCAAACUUUUUGAUGAAUACAUCUGCAUUUGUCGCAAGUUACAUAGUGGGUUUCAUAUUGUUGUGGAGACUCAUAAUCGUAGGCUUCCCGUUCAUCAUCCUCCUCUUGAUCCCUGGACUAAUGUACGGACGUGCCCUCAUCGGCAUCUCGAUGAAGAUACGCGAGGAGUACAAUGAGGCUGGCUCUAUAGCUGAACAGGUCAUCUCGUCAGUUCGAACCGUCUACGCAUUUGGUAGUGAGAAAAAGAUGAUCGAGAAGUUCUCAACUGCGCUUCAGGGGUCGGUGAAGCUUGGGUUAAGACAAGGGCUAGCUAAGGGAAUCGCCGUUGGGAGCAAUGGUAUCACUUAUGCUAUUUGGGCGUUCCUGACUUGGUAUGGAAGUUGGAUGGUUAUGAACUAUGGCUCCAAAGGUGGUACCGUCUCCACAGUCAUUGUUUGCGUCACCUUCGGCGGCAUAUCACUUGGUCAAAGUUUGUCGAAUAUCAAAUAUUUCUCAGAGGCAUUUGUAGUAGGGGAACGAAUUAUCAAAGUGAUAAAUAGAGUCCCUGAUAUAGACUCAGACAACUUGGAAGGUCAGAUUCUGGAGACAACUAGAGGAGAAGUAGAAUUCAACCACGUGAAGUUCGCCUACCCGUCUAGACCUGAAACCCCAAUCUUUGAUGACUUAUGUCUCAGAAUUCCAUCUGGGAAAACUGUCGCUCUGGUAGGCGGAAGCGGAUCAGGAAAAUCAACCGUCAUAUCACUUUUACUAAGGUUCUAUGACCCAAUCGCUGGAGAGAUUCUCAUUGAUGGUUUGCCUAUUAAUAAGUUGCAAGUGAAUUGGUUGAGAUCGCAAAUGGGUCUAGUUAACCAAGAGCCAGUGCUUUUCGCCACAUCGAUAAAGGAGAACAUAUUAUUUGGUAAAGAGGACGCAUCCAUGGAUGAGGUAGUGGAAGCUGCCAAGGCUUCAAAUGCACAUAAUUUCAUAUCUCAAUUCCCCAAUAGUUACCAAACUCAGGUUGGAGAAAGAGGAGUACAACUAUCAGGAGGCCAAAAGCAGAGGAUUGCAAUUGCACGAGCAAUAAUUAAAUCACCAAUAAUUCUCCUUCUAGAUGAGGCAACAAGCGCAUUGGACUCAGAAUCCGAAAGGGUGGUCCAAGAAGCCUUAGACAAUGCCUCUGUUGGCCGUACAACUAUUGUGAUUGCCCACCGCCUCUCUACUAUUCGUAAUGCGGAUGUUAUUUGUGUAGUCCAUAAUGGUCGCAUUAUAGAAACUGGAUCACACGAAGAACUCUUGGAGAAGUUAGAUGGUCAAUACACCUCUCUAGUCCGUUUACAACAAAUGGAGAAUGAAGAAUCAGAUCGUAACAUCAAUGUAAGUGUGGAAGAGGGCCGAGUAUCGAGUUUGAGCAAUGAUUUGAAGCAUGGUCCAAAAGAAUUUAUUCAUAGCACGAGCUCAAGAAAUGUUAGAGAAUUUUCUGAAUUGAUUCUUAAGGAUAGGAAGUCACUGGUGCCAUCUUUUAAAAGAUUGAUGGCAAUGAAUAGACCAGAAUGGAAACAUGCAUUAUAUGGUUGCUUAGGUGCAGCUCUAUUUGGGGCCGUACAACCAAUUUACGCGUAUUCUACAGGGUCAAUGAUAUCAGUGUAUUUCCUAACUAACCAUGAUCAGAUCAAGGAGAAAACCAGGAUCUACGUGUUGUUAUUUGUCGGUCUAGCUUUGUUCACUUUCUUCUCCAACAUCAGUCAACAUUAUAGUUUUGCGUACAUGGGCGAAUACCUAACAAAACGUAUCCGAGAACACAUGCUUGGGAAGAUACUAACGUUUGAAGUCGAUUGGUUUGACAAAGAUGAGAAUUCGAGUGGUGAAAUUUGCUCGAGACUAGCAAAAGAUGCUAAUGUGGUGAGAUCGUUGGUUGGUGAUCGGAUGUCAUUGCUGGUACAGUCUAUAUCGGCAGUGAGCAUCACUUGUGCAAUUGGUUUGGUCAUCUCUUGGCGAUUCUCCAUCGUGAUGAUUUCGGUGCAGCCAGUGAUUGUCGUGUGCUUCUACACUCAACGCGUUCUGCUCAAGAGAAUGUCGAGAAAUGCCAACAACGCCCAAGAUGAAAGCAGUAAACUAUCUGCAGAAGCUAUCUCAAAUAUUCGAACCAUCACAGCUUUCUCGUCACAAGAACGGAUCAUUAACUUACUUAAAAUGGUUCAAGAAGGUCCACGGAAAGAUAGCGCCCGCCAAUCGUGGUUAGCAGGAAUUAUGUUGGGGACUUCACAAAGUCUUAUAACGUGCGUUUCGGCUUUGAAUUUCUGGUAUGGCGGUAGACUAAUUGCUGAUGGGAAGAUGAAGUCAAAAGCAUUCUUAGAGAUAUUUUUGAUAUUUGCGAGUACGGGUCGGGUUAUUGCCGAAGCUGGGACCAUGACGAAAGAUCUAGUCAAGGGAUCAGAUACGGUUGCGUCAGUGUUUGCAGUAUUAGAUCGCAACACAACCAUUGAGCCGGAGAACCCAGACGGAUACGUCCCAAAAAAAGUAAAGGGACAAAUAAGAUUUCUCAAUGUGGACUUUGCUUACCCAACACGGCCUGAUGUGAUUAUAUUUCGGAACUUCUCCAUUGAAAUCGAAGAUGGUAAGUCGACAGCGAUCGUCGGUCCAAGCGGGUCAGGAAAAUCCACAAUAGUUAGCUUGAUCGAGCGGUUCUACGACCCGUUAAAAGGUAUUGUUAAAAUCGAUGGUCGUGAUAUAAGGUCGUAUCAUUUGAGGUCACUUCGUAAACACAUAGCUUUGGUUAGCCAAGAGCCAACAUUAUUUGCUGGGACAAUACGAGAGAACAUCAUGUACGGAGGAGGAUCUAACAAGAUCGAUGAGUCGGAGGUUAUCGAGGCAGCAAAGGCAGCCAACGCUCAUGAUUUUAUCACAUCCCUAUCUGACGGCUAUGACACGUAUUGCGGGGACAGGGGAGUGCAAUUGUCUGGUGGUCAAAAACAGAGAAUAGCGAUCGCUCGAGCGGUUCUAAAAAAUACAUCAGUAUUGCUCCUUGAUGAAGCUACAAGUGCUCUUGAUAGCCAAUCGGAACGCGUGGUGCAAGACGCGCUUGAACGUUUGAUGGUUGGGAGGACAAGCGUUGUGAUCGCUCAUAGGCUUAGUACGAUCCAGAACUGUGACACAAUCGCUGUUUUAGAUAAAGGAGAAGUUGUGGAAUGUGGGAGCCACUCGUCUUUAUUGGCAAAGGGUCCAACGGGAGUUUAUUUCUCACUGGUCAGUCUUCAGAGAACUCUCUGUUGAACUUGAAGGUUAGAUGUGUAUCAAUACGUCUCUUUGCCUAAAACAUGAAGCACGUUUCCAUAUAGUUGUAUUCUUUCAAAUCCUGAUAUAUUUGAUGAAAACAAGUGACGUAAAGAAAUAGGAAAGUUAUUG